UUGCGCUCGACCUCACGGCUUCAGUGAGUAGGAGGAGGGGGGGCGCACGCGGAUUCUGGCUCUGGAGCGUUAAAUGCUAUUAUUGCCGUUUUAAAAGCCUCGCUAGAAUACAGCUCGAACGCGAGGAAUUGCUGUAUGAAAGACAGAGGAAGAGACCUGCAGUUUUUACGGUAACUGUCGGGUGAGGCAAACCUCCGAGAUGAGUCAGUGGCUCGAGUUGCAGCAGCUGGACUCCAAGUUCCUGGAACAGGUGGACCAGCUUUACGAUGACAACUUCCCCAUGGCCAUCCGCCAGUACCUCAGCAACUGGAUCGAGAGCCACGACUGGGACCAUGUAGCUAACGUGGAGAACGAGUCGCUGGCCACGGUGCGGUUCCAUGACCUUCUGACGCAGUUGGACCACCAGCACAGCCGCUUCGCCAUGGAGAAGGACUUCCUGAAUCAGCACAAUAUCCGCAAGAUCAAACGCAACCUGCAGACUCUGUUUGGGGACAACCCUGUCUCAAUGGCCAUGAUCAUCAGCAAGAACCUGACGGAGGAGAGGAAGAUUCUGGCAACUGCCCAAAUCUCCGAGAGCUCGACGCAUAACGCUCAGAGCGACAUGAUGAUCGAGAAGCAGAGAGAGCUGGACAGCAAGGUGAAGGACAUCAAGACAAAAGUACAGGAAACAGAGCAGAACAUUAAGAACCUGGAGGAUCUGCAGGACGAACACGACUUCAAGAGCAAGACUCUGCAGAGUCAUGAGGAGCUAAAUGGAACGAUAUCGCCGGAGGAUCUGAAUCGCGAGAAACUCUACCUCAAAGCCAUGUUCAUGAAACUCAAUGACAUGAGAGGGGGGGUGGUUGGCCAACUGUCAGAGGUGCUAAACUUGGUGGAGCAGCUUGAGUAUGAGCUGAUCACAGUGGAGCUGUCCGAAUGGAAAGGACGCCAGCAGAUGUCAUGCAUCGGAGGACUCACCAACGUCUGCCUCGAUCAGCUGCAGAACUGGUUCACAGCGUUGGGUGAGUGUCUACUGCAGGUUCAUCAGCAGUUGAAGAAGCUUCUGGAGCUGGAGCAGAAGUAUUCAUACCACCAGGACCCCAUCACCCUGAGCCGAGGCUCGCUGGAGGAGCGUGCACUCACACAGCUUAAAACACUGAUCACCAAUUCCAUGGUUGUGGAGAGACAGCCGUGCAUGCCCACACAACUUCAGAGGCCACUGGUGCUGAAGACUGGUGUUCUGUUUACUCUCAAAGUCAGACUACUGGUGAAACUUCAGGAAUUUAAUCACACGGUUCGGGUAAAAGUGCACUUGGAUAAAGAUGUGACGGAGAAGAGGAAAGGUUUCCGGAAGUUCAACAUCCUCGGAACGAACAUGAAGGUGAUGAACAUGGAGGAGUCGAUCGGGAUGGCUGCUGAAUUCCGACAUCUGCAACUGAAAGAGCAGAAGGUAGCAGGAAACAGGACAAAUGAGGGUCCACUGAUCGUUACCGAGGAGCUCCACUCUUUCACAUUUGAGGCAGAGCUCUGCUGGUCAGGACUAGUCAUCAACUUUGAGACUUCGUCUUUGCCUAUUGUGGUGAUCUCCAAUGUUAGCCAGCUACCAUGUGGUUGGGCCUCCAUCAUGUGGUACAACAUGCUGACCUCUGACCCCAAGAAUCUGUCGUUCUUUGUGAGCCCGCCCUCGGUGAGUUGGGGUCAGCUGUCUGAGGUGCUGAGUUGGCAGUUCUCCUCCAUCACCAAGCGAGGCCUGAAUGCUGAGCAGCUGAGCAUGCUGGGACACAAACUGCUGGGUCCAAAAGCAGCCAAAGAUCCUGAGGCUCAGAUUCCCUGGAAUAAAUUCUGUAAGGGAGGCAGUGAAAAGAACUUCACGUUCUGGUUGUGGAUAGAGGGAAUCCUGGACCUGAUCAAGAGACACCUCCUGAGCCUGUGGGACGAGGGGUGCAUUAUGGGAUUUGUUACUAAGGAGCGCACUAAGUCCCUGCUCAAUGAUAAAGCUCCUGGAACUUUCCUGCUGCGAUUCAGUGAGAGUAACCGAGACGGUGCCAUUACUUUCAGCUGGGUCGAACACACCCCCAAUGGUGAACCACAGGUGCGCUCAGUCGAGCCCUACACUAAGAAAGAGCUCUCGGCCGUCUCUCUGGCUGACAUCCUCAGAAACUACAGAGUGAUGGCGGCUGACAACGUCCCUGAGGACCCCCUGCGCUUCCUGUAUCCAAACACGCCCAAAGACGAUGCCUUCUGCAAAUACUACUCCAAACCUGCUGACAAACACGAACCGAUGGACGUGGAUAAGAAGUCGGACGAUUAUAUCAGAACCACACUCAUCUCCGUCUCUGAAAUGCAAAACCAAAGAAAACGCCUCCUCAACUCUGAAAUGCUACAUGGGAACCCAGGAUGGUCUCCUCAACACCAAGUUCAGCAAGUGACGUCAAACCAACAUGUCUGCUCACAGCAUGAACAGAAAACGUCGGAGUAUAACGACAUCAUGAUGCCGCUGUCGCCCGAGGUGUACGGAGAACUGGAGCGCAUGGUACGCAGUACACUCAACCAUACUCGUGAUCUGACUGGAGAUCUUGGAGAGCUGUGCUGUAACCUUGACGAGUGACGAACCGACAGAGCCGACAGACGUUCACCCCUCAUCUCAACCUACAAAACAAAUAAGGAAACGCGCGAAUGAGGUUCAGCACAUCCUCUUCCCACUCACACGGCCUUUUCUCGACGCUGCACCCACAGGUCCUAAAACAAACCAAAAAAAGUCAAUUCAUUAAUUAAAAAAAAAAGUUUUAACGCACCUUACAUGUUAAAAGCACUUGCCUGCUGCUGAUGCACUUUUCCUCUCGCCUUUGAAAUUAGACAGGAAGCUGUCGAUGCACAAAAAAUUUGAGAUAUAUAUAUUAGAUCAGGGUUUCGCAGCUCUCUGUGCCUUCUUGCAUUUAUUUUAUAUUAGAAUAUUAACAACAAAACAAAAAAUGGAUUAUUUACCAUGGUAAGUCACUGUAAAUCCAGCUCAUCUUCCAUUGUAAGAUUUCGGUUUAUUUACAGAGGCACAGGGACCUCCUUCCUCCUCACACGCUGCUUCCUCUCGUCCAACAAGAACGUUACCGUAUAACGUUAACGUAAACCUGACGUGGGGUUAUUUCAUCACCGUGACAACAAGAUGCUCGCGUGAACACCGACUUGUAAAAAAAAAAAAACCCGAAACAAUCUUAUAAACAUGUACGUUUAGAGUUAAGGUAUGUCGGUUUAUUGUCGUCGUGGUUACUACCCGUUGGGAAACGCCCACAUUUGUCUCAUCACUGGUACGCAGAACAUUUUUUCUGCGCCAUAGUGUGUUGUUGACGUAAAAAGUCUCAAAAAGUAGUUCCGCACUGUAAACAAGCGCAAAGCCGACAAGAUUAUUAUUAUUAUUAUUAUUACUUUAAUGUUCAUGACCAUUAAGUAUUUCCCACGACUGCGCUGUCUGCGGACCAAAAAAAACACCACCACCAACGUCUAAAUCAUGUGCUUGGAAAGCUUUGCUUUUAUUCGAUGUUUUGUCUGUGAAAUACAUCCUCGGCGUCGCCUUUAACACCACUGAACCGGAACAGCGAGAGUACAAACAAAAACAUACGCAUAUCCAUAUUAAUAUAGAGUGUGUAUAUAUAAAUAAAUCUAAUACAUUCAGUCGUAAACACAGCCUGUGAUUGGUCAGAGUGCAGGGUGUCACUAGAUUAGAUCGAUUUCUACAGCUGUUCUUUUUCACCGUGUUACUAUCGUACGCUAAAGGAUCAUAGCUUGCUAUAAAAACUCUUCCUCUCUUCUCCAGCAGCAACUCGCGACAAACAGUUUUUUCUUUUAUGGGUACAUGGUAUAAAUGCUUUCCCAGCCUGGAUACGCAAAUUUAUUGGCACCCUUUAAAAAGUUUUGCGGUUUUUUUUUGUAUUUGGGGGGAUGGGGGUAGUUUAUUAUGUUUACUGUGUGAAAGGGGGAAAAAAAAUGUCUGUAUUUAAAUAAAGCUACAAAGUCUGUCGUAUACUGUGUGUAUAUAAAGGGUGCCAAUAAUUAUGGAUUAUACUGUGUAUAUAUAGUGAUCUUACGCUUUUCUAUACACACACCAGACAUAUUCGAGUAUUUUGUUGUCAUUUCCUCACAGUCUACAAUAUGAAAUAUCAAGAUAGUAAACUUUUAAACGACCAGGUUCAUGUAAAUCUUUUUUAUUUUUUUAAAUUUUUAUGUCCAAAUGAAGGCAAUUUUCGGUAACCUACUGCUCGAUUUAAUCAUGCACGAGAGUCGGCGUAUCCAGGCUGUUCAUAAAUGAGAAUUCCUCUGUGUGUUUUUUUGUUUUGUUUUGUUUGUUUGUUUCAAGUACUUUUCACCCGAUAAAUAAAUAAAUAAAAUACAUAAGUAAACAAA
This is a messenger RNA of Ictalurus punctatus (channel catfish), 4374 nucleotides long. RefSeq names its product signal transducer and activator of transcription 1a (gene stat1a). The transcript is spliced from 26 exons. The record is from RefSeq and is a predicted model, not a curated record. Lineage: Eukaryota; Metazoa; Chordata; Actinopteri; Siluriformes; Ictaluridae. Gene Ontology annotation, biological process: regulation of transcription by RNA polymerase II; defense response; response to peptide hormone. Gene Ontology annotation, molecular function: RNA polymerase II cis-regulatory region sequence-specific DNA binding; DNA-binding transcription factor activity, RNA polymerase II-specific. The coding region runs from base 200 to 2587 and encodes 795 amino acids.